AUGGAGCCCGGGGAAGGGAUGUGGGAGGAGCUUGAGGAGCAGGGGAGGGAGAGCGAGGACGCCUGGUUGAGCCAACUUCCUGAGGAGCAGGAGGGAAGAUGGGGAGGAGGAGGAGACGUGCUCUCAUGGGCCGAUGAUCUCAGGUUCGACUCUGAGGAGCAAGGGGCCCACUCUCGCCGACAGUCACUGGUGGAGAGCGAACGGUCCGCCCAUCGAUCUGUGCUGGAGUUGAAACGGGGGAUCGAAGAUGAGAUAUCAAAGGUUGGGGCAUUCGCGUAUGAAGACAUCACCCCCGAGGAAUCUGAAAGAUAUUUCGAGGACAUGAGGAAUCGACUGAGGAUCAUCGAAGAAGACAGGGAUGUCCUUCAGGAGCAUGUUCUCAAGCUGCAGAGGAUUGUCGAUAACGAGAAGCAGAGCAGGCAGCAGGCUGAGAGAGAUUACAGAAAGACCAAGGAAGCGCUGGAAGAACUGGACAAGAGCAAGGCAGAGAUCCAGAAAGUCAGCACCAACAAGCUUGUACAGUUAGAAGAGGAGGUCAAGCUGCUGAAGAUGAAGCAUGAAACAGCCCAGAAGCGAGGAGCAGCAGGACCCUCAGUCGAUGUUCUUGACUCUCUCAAGCAAAGAACGCUGUACAUGGAGGAAGUCUCAAACAAGAAGGCAGAGGAAAUGGCGCAGAAGGAGAAAGAAAUGAUACGAGCACUGGGUAUCACUUUCAAAGUUCUCCAACUUCAAAAGGAUCACUCGGAGAAGAUCAAUGCAUCCGAGGGAAGGAUAACCUCUUAUGUCGACAAGGCUGUCCGUGAAGUGCAAAAGCUGAAAGAGCUGAAGAUGAAGAAUGUAGACAUCCUGCUAGCCCUUGAAAGCAAAGUCAACGUGCUGUACGAUAACGCCGGCCGGAGGUCAAGGGAGCUGUUCGCGAUCAGAAACCAGAUGGUCGCCUACCUCGACAAGCUGAAGUCAAGAUGUGAAGCCUUGCGCGACCUAGAGGUUGCUUUAGAGAGGGAAGCGGAGGCGGCCCAGUACGAGGUUGCUCUGCAGGCACACUUGAUGCAGGAGUAUGAGAUUGACUCGAAGUCAACUGAAUAUCUCAGAUGA
Messenger RNA from Guillardia theta CCMP2712, 1095 nucleotides. RefSeq lists its product as hypothetical. The coding region runs from base 1 to 1095 and encodes 364 amino acids. The transcript has 6 exons. The record is from RefSeq and is a predicted model, not a curated record. Lineage: Eukaryota; Cryptophyceae; Pyrenomonadales; Geminigeraceae.